AGGGUAACUGAUUGUCAAAAUGCAAGGUUAAACUAGUAAAUAUAACCAAAGCGUGAAAUCCGCUGUCCGAUUCGAUGCCGUCCUCGCUCAUCCAACGGACUUUAUCUUCUCACAUACUCCAAAGCUUGCAUCCCUGCGUAGCGUUGAACUUAACUCGCUGCGAAUAUAUGUACUCUUCAUCUAAACUGUUCCUCGCUCCUUGUUGAUCAGCGCCAACAGUCUCUCUCUCUGGGUGGAAUUGAUUCAAUAUCACUAACAUGGCUGAAGCUGCUGCACCCGUGGUUCCAAGUGAUGAGUUGUUGGAGUGGGCAAAGAAAGAUAAGCGCAGGUUGCUGCAUGUUGUAUAUCGCGUUGGUGACCUUGAUCGCACUAUCAAGUUUUACACGGAGUGCUUUGGUAUGAAGUUAUUGAGGAAGAGAGAUGUCCCAGAGGAGAAAUAUGCAAAUGCUUUUCUUGGUUUUGGCCCUGAAGAGUCUCACUUUGUCGUGGAACUGACAUACAAUUAUGGAGUCGACAAGUAUGACAUUGGAACAGGCUUUGGACACUUUGCUAUUGCAACAGAAGAUGUUUAUAAAUUGGUUGAAGACAUCAAGGCAAAGGGUGGAACCAUAACUCGUGAACCCGGACCUGUCAAAGGUGGAUCGACUGUUAUUGCUUUCGCGAAAGAUCCUGAUGGCUACCUCUUUGAGCUUAUUCAGCGAGGCUCUACUCCAGAACCACUCUGUCAAGUAAUGCUCCGUGUGGGUGACCUGGAACGUUCUAUCAAGUUCUAUGAAAAGGCAUUAGGAAUGCAACUUCUGAAGAAAACAGACAGGCCAGAACAGAAGUAUACCAUAGCAAUGAUGGGAUAUGCUCCGGAAUAUGAGACUACAGUUCUAGAAUUGACGUACAAUUACGGCGUUACUGAAUACACCAAAGGAAAUGCCUAUGCACAGGUUGCCAUUGGCACCGAUGAUGUAUACAAAAGCGCAGAGGUUGUUAACCUUGUGACCCAAGAGCUUGGCGGGAAAAUCACUCGACAAGCUGGUCCCAUUCCAGGGAUCAAAACCAAAAUCACUUCUUUCGUCGACCCUGAUGGAUGGAAGACAGUUCUGGUUGACAAUGAAGAUUUUCUGAAGGAGCUGCAGUAACCACCACCACGUGGAUGCUUUGUCUCAAACUCAUCUUUCGAUAAGAAUGAGUUACCUAUCUCCUUCCGUAGUCUGAAUAUUCUAUGUAAUUUUCAACUCUUUUAGUUACAAAACAUAAUACUCCAGUCCCUAUAAAAUUGUUCUCGUUGAGAGCAUGGUGUAUGUUUUUUUUUAUUUUUGGAUUAAGAGCAUGGUCUAUGUUAUAUUAUCUUAUAAUAUAUACUUUCUUAUAUUAAGCAUGCAAAAGCUGUAGUCUAAAGAGUAAAGAAUACAACCCCUCACAACCAACUGUGUUCCUGAAAGUGAGGAACUCGACAUUAUGCAAAUGGGAUGGUGGUAUUGUGGUCUCCCACUCUUCCCCUAUACCCACCCGAGAUCAAUGGGGCCGGCAGUGAAGUGGCAUACUGGCAUCUGGGGUUAGGGGUGGACCAUGGUUUUAGUCCCUGAAAAUUAGAACCUUAAUCGAAAUCGACAAGCAAUCAUUCUUUAGAUUUUAAAGGUGGUUUAAGUUUUGAUUCUGAUAGUGGUUUAGAUUACUACUACACUAAUACUUUCAUGAGAGUUUAUGUCCCGGUCUUCCAUUUGAUAGAAUUCGAGGUGAAGCCUUCUAUAUCACGGUUUGGUGCUGGUUCCCACCCCCAAUUUAAGCAGAACUAGAGCCCCAUGAGAUAGAACCAAUUCGUUUUACGAGCAUUCAAGAACACUAGUUAUAUCACUCAUGUGUUGCACUAUAUUUGAUUUUCUCGAUCAUGUUAGAUAACUUUAGAAAGACAUAAUGAUUGCACAUCACAACAUGUUGGAUGAAUAUGGUUUUAAUAUAGCAAAAACCAAGGAUUCGUUUCCCUUCAUAGUGUGCUCAUCAGUUACACAACACCAAUCCACCUUCAUCUUAGUAUUUGGAGAAUUGGAGGUGCCCAUCGUUUCCGCUUAACUGCUUAAGUGUACGCUGACAUUUAUUUUUCAUUUGAGAGUAAUUCAGUUUGCUGAUGAACAUAAA
This is a messenger RNA of Cuscuta epithymum, 2127 nucleotides long. The record is from the annotation of a GenBank genome assembly. NCBI's taxonomy places the organism in Eukaryota, Viridiplantae, Streptophyta, Magnoliopsida, Solanales, Convolvulaceae.